AUGUCUGAAAAUGUGUUUCGUGCCCAGCUAUCCUCGUGGCGAAACAGUGCGAGCGUGAUCUCCCAUAGUGCCGCGGCCGAGACAGAAUCGUUUUUUUCAAAAGUCAAGGGAUUCAAUCCUUUUGCCAGGACCGGACUACGUCUGCCUCUCACUGAGCGCGCUGAAGAUGAGCCGCUAGAGGAACCGAGCUGGUUUACGUUGUCUCGUUGGGACCGCUUGCUGGUCUUUGGUGCUUGUUUGCUAGGUGCAGUCGCGCUGUUUGCUCUGUGCUUUGCCUUGCUGCCGGUCCUGGCCGUCAAACCGCGCAAGUUCGCUACUAUUUGGUCCCUGGCCAGUCUGCUGUUUAUCAUUUCGUUCGGCGUUCUCCAGGGCCCUGUAAAUUAUCUCAUUCAUCUGGUCUCACCUGGCCGUAUUCUAUUCACAAUUGCAUAUUUCGGAUCCAUUGUUCUCACCCUGGUUUUCAGCAUGGGUCUUCGCUCCACCAUACUGACUUUACUGGCCAUCAUCGUUCAAAUGAUUGCGGCAAUCUGGUAUACGGUCUCUUACUUCCCCAUGGGUACUCAAUCGCUUAAAUUCGCUUCCCGUGUUGGUGCUCGCCAGGUCACGUCGUGGAUCAACUCAUAA
Molecule: messenger RNA, 624 nt
Organism: Wickerhamiella sorbophila
Lineage: Eukaryota; Fungi; Ascomycota; Dipodascomycetes; Dipodascales; Trichomonascaceae
Product: Protein transport protein SFT2
Exons: 1
Coding region: 1-624 (207 amino acids)
Biological process (GO): vesicle-mediated transport
Cellular component (GO): membrane
Source: RefSeq, a predicted model, not a curated record